This is a messenger RNA of Orussus abietinus, 1431 nucleotides long. Its product is annotated as methionyl-tRNA formyltransferase, mitochondrial. Gene Ontology annotation, cellular component: mitochondrion. The record is from RefSeq and is a predicted model, not a curated record. Gene Ontology annotation, molecular function: methionyl-tRNA formyltransferase activity. The coding region runs from base 103 to 1194 and encodes 363 amino acids. Gene Ontology annotation, biological process: biosynthetic process; conversion of methionyl-tRNA to N-formyl-methionyl-tRNA. The transcript has 6 exons. NCBI's taxonomy places the organism in Eukaryota, Metazoa, Arthropoda, Insecta, Hymenoptera, Orussidae.
GCUCAAAGCGGCUCGUUGCUGUUGUAUACGGAUAAAAUGUAUUAACUUGUUAAGUCUUGAAUUAAAAUAAACAUCAUUUGUAUAAAUGUUUGUAUUUUAGAGAUGGUAAUUACUGCUAUUUUUAAGCACAGAAUCUUCUACUGUAAAUCGGUAUUCGAGAAAAUCCGAAAAGGGACAUUAUUCGUACGUACAUUUAUAAAUGAACCAAUAAUCCCUGUUUCCCAGUUAAGACACACUCAUAGUGUUCCACAAAAAGGUCCUUGGAGUGUUUUGUUUUUUGGGACUGAUGAAUUCGCUGUGCAAAGCUUGCAAAGGCUGCAUCUUGAAUUUAAAUUGAAGAGAUUGUUAUGUCGCUUAGAAGUCGUUACAGUUUCCAAAGGUAGAGAUAAUGCAGUCUCUCGGUACACAAGGCAAGAGGGUAUCGUAAUGCAUCACUGGCCUCUUGAUAUUGACUUAGCAGACUUUCAUAUCGGAAUAGUUGUAUCAUUUGGCCAUUUAAUCCCUGCACAUGUCAUACAAUCAUUUCCACUGGGUAUGAUAAAUAUCCAUGCAAGUUUGUUACCGCGAUGGAGAGGUGCUGCUCCAAUAAUUUAUGCCUUGAUGAACGGAGAUACGGUAACAGGAAUAACAAUAAUGAACAUAAAACCACACAAAUUUGACAUUGGGGAGAUAAUAUUACAAGAGAAAGUAGAUAUUUUGCCAGAUGAGAAAAUGCCAGAGUUAUAUAACAGACUGGCAAAUCUAGGAGGAGACCUUUUAAUAAAAGUAACAGAAAAUUUGCCAGAAAUUUUGAACAAUUGCAAGUCUCAAUCUAAAGCGUCUGUAAAAUAUGCUCCUAAAGUAUCAUCAAAAAUAGCACUAAUUAACUGGAGUACCAUGACAGCAAAAAAUGUGUAUGACUUGCAAAGGGCGUUGACAGGACUGUAUGUACUUAAAACAAAGUUCGAAAACAAGACUGUGAAACUCAUAGAUAUUAAAAUUGUUAUGGAUGUGCCAGAAAAAGCGAAAUUAUUGCAAAACACGCCAGGUCUGUUCAUCUAUGACAAAAUGAGUCGAGCAUUAUUCGUUCGAUGUCGCGAUGACAGCUGGAUCGCUGUGAAGAAAUUGGUUCUUCCAGGCCGACCACCCAUGACUGCUUGUGACUUUAAUAAUGGAUUCCUUUCUAAAACUAAACACACUUUGUGUUUCCUUUAACAAUAACAUAAUCUAUGUGCAAUAACUGAAGAGGACGUUCAAUGAAUCUUAGAACAAUUUAAGUAAAUGAAUGUUCUAUCGAUUCAUAAGUAAUGUGAAUAUUUACACAUUUGUAUAUAGAAUCUUGUAGUAAUAAAAUAUGGAAAUAUAAUAAAGGCGAGAACAGAAAAAAAUAGGUGAAUUAUUGUAAUAGGAUUCUACUAUUUCUUUCCGUUUACGGUAUUACCCACACGUUGG